AUGGGAAAAUUGAAUCGAUUAGCACUGUUCCAUCGCUCUUCAGGUCAACAUGUGUUCUCAUCGGCUGUUUUUACGCGACAAAGUAGUAGGUAAAAAUGAAAUCGGUAAAAACUGGAAUUUCUAUUGCUUUCAGCUCGUUUAACAUCGAUGAAGUGACGCAAAACUUUGAGCAACGAACGGAAUUUGCAUCUGCUAACUAUCGAAAGAAUGGUAAUUGAAGAAAAAUUGAUGUUUUAAAGUAAAUCGCGAUUUUGAAGGCAGUUUGUUUCGAAUGGUACUCCCGCCGCCGAAUGUGACCGGAAAACUGCACUUGGGACAUGCAUUGACGGUGGCAGUGGAAGACGCAAUUUGCAGACAUCAACGGAAUCAGGGGAACAAGGUAUUCUGAAAAAAAAAACAAAUAAAAAAUUUGAUAUUCGUGUUGUAGGCCGAAUGGAUUCCAGGAUUCGAUCACGCCGGAAUCGCCACUCAGGCAGUCGUCGAGAAGAUGCUCGCGAAGAGCGGACGGAGACGUCAGGACAUGUCGAGGGAGGAGUUUGUGAAGGAAUGCCACGUGUGGAGCGAAAAGUGCUCUUCGGAGAUUCGUCAGCAACUCUCGCGAAUGGGCGCCUCUCUCGACUGGAAUCAAUCCUACUACACCCUCGAUGCCACGUUCUCCGCCGCUGUCACAAAGGCGUUCUGCACGCUCCACUCGGAUGGUCUAAUCUCCCGCGGGCGGCGGAUCGUCCACUGGUGUCCCACACUCGCCUCUACUCUUUCGAGUCAAGAAGUGAAUCGAAUCGACGUGCCCGCGGACGGAUAUCUCACAAUUCCCUCCGUUGACGGAAACGGAAGACGACGAGUGAAAUUCGGAGCAAUGCACCUCGUCAGAUAUCGAUUGACAGACUCGGAAGACAUGCUGGAAGUGGGAACGACGCGUCCGGAGACUCUGUUUGCCGACGUCGCCAUCGCAGUGCAUCCGAACGACGAGAGGUACUCGCGGUUCAUCGGAAAGUUCGUCUGGUCGCCAGUAGUGCCGGGGCGGCAGCUGAAAGUGAUUGCUGACUCGGCAGUUUCCAUGAAGAAAGGCACCGGCGCUGUAAAGAUCACCCCUUCGCACGAUCCGCUCGAUUAUGAGAUCUGGUGUAGAGCUGGAGGAUCCGAAGAAGACGUAUCAUGCAUCGAUGAGAAUGGGAAAAUGACAAAUUACGGGGAGACAGUCAACGGAUUGGAUCGAUUUGAAGCGAGAGAGCGGGUUUUGGAAGUCUUGAUGGGAUCCAGGUUAUACGGAGGAGUUAUGGAGCACGAGGGAGCGCAGGUGAACUUGUGCUCCCGAACCGGCGACGUCAUCGAACCACGGCUCGCCGAGCAAUGGUUCCUGGACUGUAAAGACAUGUUUGCGAGGUCCACAGAGGCUAUUCAAAGCGGAAAAGUAUAUAAAAAGUAGUUUCAUUUUGACGAAAAUUGAUUAUCUUCAGAUCAAAGUGUACCCGGACUAUCAAUCUCACCGUCUAACCGACUGGUUCGAAAACCAAGAGCCGUGGUGUCUGAGCCGACAGCUCCUCUGGGGCCACCGAAUUCCCGCCUACCGUACUCUUGAUGGAAAUAAGUGGAUUGUAGCGGAAAGCGAGCAGGAAGCCCGUCGGCAGCUCGGAAAAGAAGAAGAAGCAUCGGUCCGACAGGACGAAGACGUUCUCGACACGUGGUUCAGCUCGUCGUUGGUCCCUCUGGUCAAGAACGGAUGGAUGGCGGAAGGAGGCGCUCCGAUCCAGACGCCAGCGCUGAAUGUGAUGGAAACCGGAUGGGACAUCUCUGGAUUCUGGGUCGCGCGAAUGAUCGCAAUGAAUCUAAAGCUUUCGGGCGGAGAACCCCCAUUCGGGAAGGUCGUUCUGCACGGAUUGGUGAGGGACAGCGAGGGUCGGAAAAUGAGUAAAUCACUGGGAAAUGUGAUUGAUCCGUUGGACGUUCUCGACGGAAUCUCCCUUGAAAACAUGAUUGCGAGAGUGAAACAGAGUGCUUUGGAAGACAAAGAAAUCGAAAGCGCCGUCGCGGAUCUUUCGAAACGGUUCCCGAACGGAAUCGACCGAUGCGGUCCCGACGCGCUCCGCUUCGCCCUUUUGAAGUACGACGUCCUCUCCACCGACAUCUCCCUCGACGUCUCGAACGCCGCGCUCGAAGGCCUCCGAUUCUGCAACAAAUUGUGGAACCUGGCCGCCUAUUACGACCAACUCGCCGAGAAAUGCGAAGUGAUCAAAGAUGUCGACUCGGACCGAAUUGUGGUCAGGCCGGGACUGCUGAUUGACCUAAUUUGCGCUCAUUUUCCAGGACGAGUGGCUGAUGGCGAGACUCGCGAGCACAGUGACCUCUGUCGACAAGCACAUGAGCAACUUCUCGCUUCACUUGGCCCUCUCCACUCUUCACAAGUUUAUCACCGCCGACAUUUGCGACGUUUAUCUGGUAACUUAACUAAAACGUCGCCCUGUUUUAUGCUUGAAUUUAGGAGACGACGAAGAAGGCGUUGUGGACGAACGACGUGGCACGCAUCCGAGAGGCCCGCUCGACACUCCAAAGAGUUCUGCAGCCGACGCUCGUUCAGCUGAACGCAUUCAUGCCGUUCGUCAGCGAGUUCCUCUACGAACGAAUCUUUUCCCGCGAGCCCGGAAGUAUUCUGUUCGACGUCGUCAAGCCGUCGCUCUUCAUUUUCCAUCGGAACGAAGAGCUGGAAGAGGGCAUGCAGCUGUUGACUGCCGUCAUGGCGGCCGUCCGAUCGAUCCGUCAGAAACUGGAACUCUCGCAGAAGCUCGUCUUUUCCGGAGUGCUCGAAAUGCAAUCCUCCUCCGCGCUUCCGGAUCUUCGCCGGCUUGCUGAUGACGUGACGCCGACGUGUGGGCUCGAGCUGCAAAGGAUUUGCAAAAAAGUGGAGGAAGAAGUGGAAAACGAGUACAUGGCAUGCCCGGUUCCAGGUCACGAUGCGAAAUUGUGGCUAAAAAUCGACAAAGAAUCGAGAGACGCGUUUAUUGAAACGCUCAAAAAGCAGUUGGAGAAGAGCCGAACACGUCAGGAGCAGUUCGAGAAGAAAGUGGAGGCGUACGAAGCGAUCUGCGAGAAUCCGACGGCGACAAACGUGGCAAAGUGUCGGAAGAAGGCGGAGAACGCGCGGAAAGUGGUGCAGAGUGCGAGAGAAGAGGCGGAACGGAUCGAGAAGUUGAUCGUCAAUGAGAAAUAG
Caenorhabditis sp. 36 PRJEB53466 is the source of this 3205-nucleotide messenger RNA. NCBI's taxonomy places the organism in Eukaryota, Metazoa, Nematoda, Chromadorea, Rhabditida, Rhabditidae. The record is from the annotation of a GenBank genome assembly.